AUGGCCCUCAAGAUAUUCCUCACCGGAGUCACCGGCUACAUUGGCGGUGAUAUCUUUUAUGAGGUCUACAACGCCCACCCGGAGUACGAGUGGAGCGUGCUCGUCCGCAACGAGGAGCGCGGCAAGCUCGUCUCGGACAAGUACCCCAAGGUGCGGCUCGUGUACGGCUCCCUCCAUGACGCAGGGGUCCUCGAGAAGGAAGCCGCUGCGGCCGACAUUGUGAUCCACACCGCCGACUCGGCAGAUGACGUCCCGUCGGCCACGGCCAUCGCAAAGGGCCUCGCCGCGGGCCACACCCCCGAGCGCCCGGCCUUCUGGCUGCACAUCUGCGGGACGGGCAUCCUGCAGUGGUACGACGCGCAGGAGAAGCGCUACGGGCAGCCGCCCCUGCCGGACCAGCGCUACGGCGACGUGACCGACAUCGCCCGCAUCGCCAGCUUCCCCGACGCCGCGCUGCACCGCGACGUCGACAAGGUGGUGCUCGCCUGCGCGGCUGGCCACUACCCGGCCGUGCGCGUCGCCGUCGUCGGCCCCCCUUGCAUCUACGGCCCCGGGCGGGGCCCCGUCAACGGCCGCAGCAUCCAGGCGUACGACAUGGCGCGGUUCAUGCUGCGCGAGGGGUUCGCGCCCGUCGCCGGCGCGGGCCUGGCCGAGUGGGACAACGUGCACGUGCACGACGUCGCGAGGCUGUUCCGGGUGCUCGUCGACGCGGCGCAGGACGCCCGGUACAGGGACGACGCCGAGGUCUUCGGCCCCAGGGCGUACUACUUUGUCGCCAACGGCGUGCACAGCUGGGGCCAGGUGGCCCGGUGGCUGGCCGAGGAGGCGUACAAGCAGGGCUUCAUGGGUGAGGUCAAGGCCGAGGAGAUCACUCUCGAGGCGAUGCGUAACCUGGAGAGCAAGGGGAACGCCAGCUGGUUCAUGAACUCAAAGGGGGUGCCUGAGAGGGCCAAGAAGUACUUUGGCUUCCAACCCCAGGGGAGGAGCCUUCAAGACGAGAUCCCAGACAUCGUGGCUGGCGAGGCCAAGUUGCUCGGAAUCAAACCGACAGGGCACACUCAUUGA
Molecule: messenger RNA, 1065 nt
Organism: Thyridium curvatum
Lineage: Eukaryota; Fungi; Ascomycota; Sordariomycetes; Thyridiales; Thyridiaceae
Exons: 4
Coding region: 1-1065 (354 amino acids)
Source: RefSeq, a predicted model, not a curated record